Triticum aestivum (bread wheat) is the source of this 7136-nucleotide messenger RNA. Its product is annotated as phosphatidylserine decarboxylase proenzyme 1, mitochondrial. Gene Ontology annotation, biological process: phosphatidylethanolamine biosynthetic process. The transcript is spliced from 24 exons. Gene Ontology annotation, cellular component: mitochondrion. NCBI's taxonomy places the organism in Eukaryota, Viridiplantae, Streptophyta, Magnoliopsida, Poales, Poaceae. The record is from RefSeq and is a predicted model, not a curated record. Gene Ontology annotation, molecular function: phosphatidylserine decarboxylase activity. The coding region runs from base 135 to 6974 and encodes 2279 amino acids.
CCCCCCAAACCCAAAGCCAAAGCCAAAGACGCAAAGAGGAAGCGCGUCGUGUCCCCUUCCCGGUCAGGUCAGAUCUGGCUGCCUCUCUUCGACUACUCUAGCAGUGUCCGCCGGGUCGCCGCCGCCGGCAAGCAAUGGCGGAGGAGGGCCACCCGUCCCGCUACGUCAAGCUCACCAAGGACCAGGACGCCCCCGGCGAGGACAUCCGCCCCGGCGAGCUCAACCAGCCCGUCCACGUCCCCCAGCUCGAGGGCCGGAGGUGCGGCGAGUGCGGCCAGGUCCUCCCGGAGAGCUACGAGCCGCCCGCCGACGAGCCGUGGUCCACCGGGAUCUUCGGGUGCACCGACGACCCCGAGAGCUGUCGCACUGGAUUGUUCUGUCCUUGCGUGCUGUUUGGGCGCAACGUUGAGGCCCUCAGAGAGGAUAUCCCUUGGACAACGCCUUGUGUUUGCCAUGCUAUCUUUGUGGAAGGAGGGAUUACACUUGCAAUCCUGACAGCAAUAUUUCAUGGUGUUGACCCAAGAUCAUCGUUUCUUAUUGGAGAAGGUCUGGUGUUUAGUUGGUGGCUGUGUGGUACCUAUACUGGCAUUUUCCGUCAAGAACUCCAGAAGAGAUAUCAUCUCAAGAACUCCCCAUGCGACCCAUGCAUGGCCCACUGCUGCCUGCACUGGUGCGCCAACUGCCAGGAGCACCGCGAGAGGAGAGGCCGCCUGGCCGACCACAGCGCCAUGCCCAUGACCGUCGUCAACCCGCCCCCCGUGCAAGAGAUGAGCAUGUCAGAGAACCACGCCGCCCCCGCCCCUGCCCCUGCCAACCCGGAGACCAAUGGAGCAUCGAAUAGGGCUGAGCUGGAAGCGCGCAAGAGCGACCACGACGACGUCGAGUACGAGUUCGUCAAGAGAUCCACCAAGAGGAAGAGAGCUCGUAGCACCGCGUAUGAAAACGAAGCCGAUAUGGAGCUCGAUCGCCAGCGCCAGGAGGCGGAGGGGAGGAUGAUGGAGCUCGCACGCGCGUGCGGCAAGCUGGGGACGCCCCCGUCCUCGCAGCGCCGUGUGAGCAUGCGCUUGCGGCGGCCGGAGGCCACCCCGUACGAGUUCGUGAAGAGAUCCGCCAAGAGGAAGAGAGCUCGUGGCACCACGUAUGAAAAUGAAACCGAUGUGAAGGUUAAGCGGGGGUUCAACAAGGCCAUCAGGUGCUCGCUCAAGGAGUUCUUCGAGUGCGCGGAGCUGCUCAAGGACCGCCACCUGGCGAGGGUCCGCAAAGCGGGGUUCGGCGCCAUGUUGGACGGCAAGGUAAGGGGGCUCAUUAGCCGGCCUCUAAUCGGCUUCCUCAUGGGCAAGAUAGACCCAGCAACCAUGACAAUAAAGCUCGGGGAAUCAAAGGUCAUCGCUAUCACCAGCGACGCCAUUCACCAUCUUUUCGGCCUGCCUCAAGGAGGGCACCCUGCCCCGAGACCUUCGGAAAACGGCCACGAUAAGGCAGUGAUGAAGCUGAAGCAAGAGCUCGGGUUUAAAAGGUCUGAUAACAUCAUGACGAGGGAUCUGCGGGGUCUGCUUAAGCGGCUGGUGGAGGACCAAGAGAAAGAUGAGUUGGCCCUCAAGGUAUUUUUCUUGGUUGUUUUCAUGAAGGUGAUCUGCCCGGGGGCCUCCGCGCGCGUCUCUAGGGAGGCGGCAAUGCUGGAAGAUCUGGAUUUUGAUAAGAUGGUGGACAUGGAUUUCUGCCAGCUGCUUGUCGAUGAGCUGCAGAAAGCUGUGGUGAGGUAUCAAAGCGGCAAGGCUUUGUCGCAGGGUAUCACGGGCUGCGCCAUUGCGCCCCUCUUGAUCUACCUUGAUUGCUGCAACUUGAGGAAAGUUUCUGAGUUGGAUACGCGGACCCCUCGAACCCAUUUCAUGACCGUUGAUAACCUUAAGAAGAUAGCCAGCGCUGACUUGAUUCAGAAGGGGGUUCCUGAUCCCCAGACCUGGCUUUACGGCAAAUUACCGUGGAAGGCUCACAAGGACAUAGUGUAUUAUGAAUUAAUUGUCGAACCAAUUUGUUUGGUGCCACCAAUUGCAAGAGGUGCUCAGCUCCGGCGUUCAUCGUUGAAGAAGACCAUUGGCCCCCAAGGGGCAGUGGCUGAUGACGCUCCUGCUCCAGCCAUGGCGAGCAGCAGUAAUGGCAUCGCUCCUGAGUCCGAGAAGAGCAAUGAUAAUGUUGGAGCUACAGCCCUGAAUCAGAUCGACGUGCUGCUGGCAAGGGCAUGCGAUCUAUCGCGCCAAGUGCCUACUUCAAGUGCCCGACUCAGCCACAGCGAGGGCAUUCUUCCACCCGGGCACGGUUUUGAUGCUGAAACCACGAAGGAGGGCCUCUCGAAGGAAGCCGCACUUCUCUACCCAGGCACCGAGGCCUUUCCGGAUCCCCGCGCCGCCGAGAGCAUGCCGUCUCUGGGCUCAGAGACGGCAGGGGAGGAGGGGGAGGUCGACCUUCGGCGACCGGAGGCGGAGGAGACGAUGAUGGAGCUCUCGCGCGCAUGCGGCGAGCUGGGGACGCCCCCGUACCCCCAGCGCCGUUCGAGUGCGCGCCUGCGGCCGCAGCAGGCGCCGACGGCCACACAGUACGAGUUCGUGAAGAGAUCCACCAAGAGGAAGCGAGCUCGUGGCACCGUGUAUGAAAACGAAGCCAAUAUGAAGCUUAAGAGGGGAUUCAACAAGACCAUCAGGUGCUCGCUCAAGGAGUUCUUCGAGUGCGCGGAGCUGCUCAAGGACCGGCACCUGGCGAGGGUCCGCAAGGCAGGCUUCGGCGCCAUGCUGGACGGCAAGGUCAGGGGGCUAAUCAGCCGGCCUCUCAUCGGCUUCCUCAUGGGCAAGAUAGACCCAGCAAGCAUGACAAUGAAGCUCGGGGAAUCAAAGGUCGUUGCUAUCACUAGUGAUGCCAUUCACCACCUUUUCGGCCUGCCUCAAGGAGGGCACACGGCCCCGAGGCCCGCAGAAAGCGGCUACGACAAGGCAGUGAUGAAGCUGAAGCAAGAGCUCGGGUUUAAAAGGUCUGAUAUCAUCAUGACGAGGGAUCUGCGGGGUCUGCUUAAGCGGCUGGUGGAGGACAAGGAGAAAGAUGAGUUGGCGCUCAAGGUUUUUUUCUUGGUUGUUUUCAUGAAGGUGAUCUGCCCGGGGGCCUCCGCACGUGUCUCUAGGGAGGCGGCAAUGCUGGAAUAUCUCGAUUUUGAUAAGAUGGCGGACAUGGAUUUCUGCCAGCUGCUUGUCGAUGAGCUGCAGAGAGCGGUGGUGAGGUAUCAAAGCGGCAAGGCUUUGUGGCAGGCUAUCACAGGCUGCGCCAUCGCGCCUCUCUUGAUCUACCUUGAUUGCUGCAACUUGAGGAAAGUUUCUGAGUUUGAUACACGGACCCCUCGAACCCAUUUCAUGACCGAUGAUAACCUUAAGAAGAUAUCCAUCGCUGACUUGAUUGAAAAGGGGGGUCCUGACCCCCAGACCUGGCUUUACGGCAAAUUACCGUGGAAGGCUCACAAGGACAUAGUGUACUAUAAAUUAAUUGUCAAACCAAUUUGUUCGGUGCCGCCAAUUGCAAGAGGUGCCCAGCUCCGACGUUCAUCGUCGAAGAAGACCAUUGACCCCCAAGGGGCAGUGGCUGAUGACGCUCCAGCUCCAGCCGUCGAGGGCAGCAGUAAUAGCGUCACUCCUGAGUCCGAGAAGAGCAAUGAUAAUGUUUCAGCUACAGCGCUGAAUCAGAUCAACGUGCUGCUGGCAAGGGCAUGCGAUGUAUCGCGCCAAGUGCCUACUUCAAGUGCCCGACUCGGCCACACCGAGGGAAUUCUUCCACCCGGGCACGGUUUUGAUGCUGAAGCCGCGAAUGAGGGCCUCUCGAAGGAAGCCGCACUUCUCUACCCAGGCACCGAGGCCUUUCCGGAUCCCCGCGCCUCCGAGAGGGUGCCGUCCCUCGGCUCGGAGACGGCGGCGGAGGAGGAGGAAGUUGACCUCCAGCGACCAGAGGCGGAGGAGAGGAUGGUGGAGCUCGCACGCGCAUGCGGCAAGCUGGGAACGCCUCCGUACCCCCAGCGCCGUUCGAGUGCACGCCUACGGCCGCCGGAGGCGCCGGCGGCCACACAGUACGAGUUUGUGAAGAGAUCCACCAAGAGGAAGCGAGCUCGUGGCACCGCGUAUGAAUACGAAGCCAAUAUGAAGCUUAAGCGGGGAUUCAACAAGACCAUCAGGUGCUCGCUCAAGGAGUUAUUCGAGUGCGCGGAGCUGCUCAAGGACCGGCACCUGUCGAGGGUCCGCAAGGCGGGGUUCGGCGCCAUGUUGGACGGCAAGGUCAGGGGGCUCAUCAGCCGGCCUCUCAUCGGCUUCCUCAUGGGCAGGAUAGACCCAGCAACCAUGACAAUGAAGCUCGGGGAAUCAAAGGUCAUCGCUAUCACCAGCGACGCCAUUCACCACCUUUUCGGCCUGCCUCAAGGAGGGCACACGGCCCCAAGGCCCGCGGAAAGCGGCUACGACAAGGCAGUGAUGAAGCUGAAGCAAGAGCUCGGGUUUAAAAGGUCUGAUAUCAUCAUGACGAGGGAUCUCCGGGGUCUGCUUAAGCGGCUGGUGGAGGACGAGGAGAAAGAUGAGUUGGCGCUCAAGGUUUUUUUCCUGGUUGUUUUCAUGAAGGUGAUCUGCCCGGGGGCCUCCACGCGCGUCUCUAGGGAGGCGGCAAUGCUGGAAGAUCUGGAUUUUGAUAAGAUGGCGGACAUGGAUUUCUGCCAGCUGCUUGUCGAUGAGCUGCAGAGAGCGGUGGUGAGGUAUCAAAGCGGCAAGGCUCUGUGGCAGGCUAUCACGGGCUGCGCCAUCGCGCCCCUCUUGAUCUACCUUGAUUGCUGCAACUUGAGGAAAGUUUCUGAGUUGGAUACGCGGACCCCGCGAACCCAUUUCAUGACCGAUGAUAACCUUAAGAAGAUAGCCAGCGCUGACUUGAUUCAAAAGGGGGGUCCUGACCCCCAGACCUGGCUUUACGGCAAAUUACCCUGGAAGGCUCAUAAGGACAUAGUGUACUAUGAAUUAAUUGUCGAACCAAUCUGUUCUGUCCCACCAAUUGCAAGAAGCUCCCGGCUCCGGCGUUCAACGCCAAAGAAGACCAUGGACCCCCAAGGGGCAGUGACCGAUGGUGAUCCAGCCCCAGCCAUGGCGGGCAGCAGCAACGGCGUCGCCCCCGAGUCUAAGAGGAGCAACGAUAAUGUUGCAACUGCAGCCUUGAGUCAGAUCGACGUGCUGCUGGCAAGGGCAUGCGACUUAUCGCGCCAAGUGCCCACCACAAGCGCCCGGCUCAGCCACACCGAGGGUAUCCUUCCACCAGGGCAUGGUUUUGACGCUGAAGACGCGAAGGAGGGCCUCGCGAAGGAAGCCGCGCUUCUCGACCAUCUGCAGAAGGCCACGUUCCACCUCCGCUCUUCGUUCGCCCUUUUUAAGAGUGUGCAGGACGACCGGUGCAGGCCUUACGAAGACAAGGCGAAAUCAGCCUCCAGGCAGGUGGCAGAGGAAGAGGCUGCUGCUCAAGGAAGUGAAAGAGAAACAGAGGCGCCUUCCGAUGAGCAGUUUGAGGAGAAUGCUGAUCACUUCAUGUCCUGCGACGAGGAGGACGCGGAGGAGGAGGAGGAGGAGGAGGAGGCCGCGUCCGCGGUGUCUAGUCCUCCGCAGGACGUGACGGAUGAUGACGAUGAGGAUCCCGACUAUGCGGGUUGCCGCUAUGAGCAUUUUCUGCGGGUGCUGUUUGUUGGCAAGCAUCUUGGGCUGUCCAUGGCCAGGUAUACCUUGACCAAUCCCCCGACGGGCGCGUUUUCAGGCAAGUUCCUUCUGCCCGGCGCCUCGGCAGCAGUCCUUCUCAUGCUUGGCGUUCUACACGCCAAGCGAAUGUACGAUGGCAAACAGCUUGUCGAAAGGAAGGAGCAAGGAAUCGAGCCGGAAUUCUCGCCAGACCUUAAGGCUUCGUUUCUGAGGCUUCUACCACUGCGUUCGAUGUCGCGUGUCUGGGGAUACUUGAUGGAAGUGGAGGUUCCGGUGUUCAUGCGUCCUGCUAUCUACAAAGCAUGGGCCAGAGCAUUCCACUCCAAUUUGCAAGAACCUGCUCUGCCCCUGGAAGAAUAUCCUUCUUUGCAGGCAUUCUUCAUCCGCAGUCUCAAAGAAGGGUCAAGGCCUAUCGAUCCAGAUCCAAAUUGCCUGGUGAGUCCUGUCGAUGGGAAAGUUUUGCGGCUUGGACAGCUCAGGGGUCCAGGAACCAUGAUUGAGCAAGUCAAAGGCUUUUCUUAUCCUGUUUCUUCUCUUGUUGGUGCUAGUUCAUCGCUUCAUGAUGCCACAGAAAAAGAUAUUUCUGGAGAGCAAACAGAACAAAAUGUGCCUGAGAGCUCGAAUGCAAAAUCAUGGUGGCGAGUAUCUGUGGCUUCACCUAAACUUCGGGAUCGAACACUGCUGAGCCCAAAGAGAGGAAUCUUUUAUUGUGUCCUGUACUUGCACCCUGGUGAUUAUCAUCGAGUUCACUCUCCUGUUGAUUGGAAUAUUUUCAAACGUCGACAUUUCUCAGGUAAUCUUUUCCCAACAAAUGAACGUGCUGUGCGGACCAUCAGAAAUCUAUAUAUCGAGAAUGAAAGGGUAGUACUUGAGGGUCAAUGGAAAGAAGGGUUUGUUGCAAUUGCAGCUGUUGGUGCUACUAAUGUUGGCUCCAUCAAACUGCUCAUUGAACCGGAGCUGAGGACAAACAGUCCAGGGUCCAUGACACUUCACUCCCAACCUUACGAUGAGCGUGUUUAUGAACCCGAAGGCACCGGCAUGAUGGUUAAAAAGGGGCAAGAGGUAGCAGGAUUCCACAUGGGGUCGACCGUGGUCGUCGUAUUUGAAGCGCCCCUGUCCAAGGCGAGGGAGGACAGGACGGUCUCUUCGGAUUUCGGCUUCUGCGUCAAGGCUGGCGAUAGGAUUAGGGUAGGAGAAGCCAUUGGUCGAUGGAGCCAAUCCUAGCGCUGGUUUGGUUCCCCACCGUAGGAGUAGGCCCAUUUUCCAGUUUGGAGUUUCAUGAGAGCUGGAGAAAGAUGUCAUGAUCUGAAUUUUGAGAAACAUUUUUACCGGUGACAGAAUUUCUGUGAAACAUGGAAGAUUUGAAUGCAAAGUUUGUCUGAAACA